Molecule: messenger RNA, 3325 nt
Organism: Sardina pilchardus (European sardine)
Lineage: Eukaryota; Metazoa; Chordata; Actinopteri; Clupeiformes; Clupeidae
Product: calponin-1-like
Exons: 7
Coding region: 108-986 (292 amino acids)
Biological process (GO): actin filament organization; actomyosin structure organization
Cellular component (GO): focal adhesion; actin cytoskeleton
Molecular function (GO): actin filament binding
Source: RefSeq, a predicted model, not a curated record
UUCUGGGCCACGCAUCAAGAGCAGACGGUGGGAUAAGACCUGUGGUGGAAUCUGAAAGAGAGUACUUUAACCGUAACCCCAAAAAAAGAAAGACAAAAGAAGACAUCAUGUCGGGCCAUUUUACCAGAGGACCAAGUUUUGGAAUGUCAGCCGAGGUCAAGAGCAAGUUGGCUGGGAAGUACGACCCGAUGAAGGAGGAGCAGCUGCGUCUGUGGAUCCAGGAAGUGACGGGGCGCCGCGUCGGCGACAACUUCAUGGACAGCCUGAAGGACGGGGUGCUCCUGUGCGAACUCAUCAACAAGCUGCAGCCGGGCUCAGUGAGGAAGAUUAACAACUCCGCAACCCAAAACUGGCACCAGCUUGAGAACAUCGGUAACUUUGUGCGAGCCAUCACUGAAUAUGGACUCAAGCCUCAUGACAUCUUCGAGGCCAACGACCUCUUUGAGAACACAAACUACACACAGGUCCAAUCUACACUGAUCACCCUGGCCGGAGUGGCCAAGACCAAGGGCUUCAACACCAAAUUUGACAUUGGGGUGAAGUACGCUGAGAAGCAGUCACGCAAGUUUGCCCCGGAGAAGAUCAAGGAAGGACGCAACAUCAUCGGCCUGCAGAUGGGCACCAACAAGUUAGCCAGCCAAAAGGGCAUGACCUCCUAUGGAACACGGCGGCACCUAUACGACCCCAAGGCUGGCAAUGAUAACCCUCUGGACCAGUCCACCAUCAGUCUACAGAUGGGCACCAACAAAGGAGCCAGCCAGGCGGGCAUGACCGCGCCUGGCACCAAGAGGCAGGUGUUUGACACGAAGGUGGACCUGCAGCACUGCGACACGUCGACCGUGUCCCUCCAGAUGGGCACCAACAAGGCUGCCUCCCAACGGGGCAUGACGCCCCUGGGCCUCCCUCGCCAAGUCUACGACAAGAACUACUGCUCCAAGGUCGACGAGUACUACAACGACACCUACUUCGACGGCUACUCUGACUAAGCUCGAUAAGGCAGAGAGGUCUGUCCACUCGAAAAGUAAACGACAACAAAAAAUGUAAAAUGUAAAAAAAAAAAUCAUAAUAAUAAUAAAAAAAAGAGAAUAGAAGAAAAGGAAGAAAAACACACACAACUGUUCAAGUCGUUAUUGUUUACGGUCAUGGCGUGACGGGUUCCGGGGGUCAUGUUGAUUGUGUUUGACUUGCAUUGGAAUAGCUUGAGACAUGCGACACUCCAUCUCUCACUACUGAGUUUAGUUUGACAGGGCGUGGGGACAGUAGUUUAGAUUUAGGCAGAGACGGACACUCCUGGUUCCAAAGAGUAAAAGUCCUGCCAAGUAUUUGAUCCAACAAUUUUGGAAACCAGCUCAUCCUAAUUAGCUGCCAGGUAGAUCAGAUAAUUAGUGAUUUCACCCGUGUUAAGUGCACAGGUAGAAAGAAUAUAUGGCAGGACUUUUACUCUUUGGAACCAGGAAUGUCCACCUUUGGAUUUAGGUAAGGCUUUGUUCGACUUGUUAAAUACUUCAAUUCUAACUCAAAUUGGUGUAGUUAGGCUACUUAAUUAUUCAACCGAAAUAAGCUAAAUAUUCCAACCGAUCCACUCCUACAAGAAGAUUUCAAAUCUGAAAUCCAUUUUGUUGUGUUAUUUUUAUAUUUACAUUUACAGCAUCCCCAAGAAUUAGUACAUAUUUGCUGCAAUGUGGAAUAUCUGAAAAAUAAACAUUAGUCUAAUGUAAAAAUAAAUAAGUACAUACUGUAAGCUGUCACAUACGACAACACAUGAAAUUGCUCUUUGGGAUAGGUAACUAGUAUCAAUAGUUUCAUCUUUUGAAAUGUAUCAAAUCUCAUUAUUGCCUUCAGAAUAACAUUCCUUUUAAUAAAGUGCCUCCCUAAGAGUCUGACUGAGGUUUACAGACACAUAUUGAUACUGAUUAGAUUUGUUUGAAAGGCUUACUGACAUACGUAGGACUUUAGGACCUCUAGUGUUGAGCUGGUGUUACUGCAAUGACAACCUAGGCACAACGGUCAUUAUUUUUUAUCCUAAAAUGUUUCAGUUCAUAGAUUAUUUUACAAUCAUGUCAUUUUGGACAUGUCAAGCAUGUUUUCCAUUUUAUCUGCAGCACCAAGCAAUGAGAAUGUCACCUUAUUUUUUGGUCGUUCCUGGCCAUAUAUUUUAUUUGUACCUCUCUCUGUAUGGUGUUCAAAGAGAACUAAAUCAAGAGUUUCCCUGUAGUUUGCUUCUCUCCUGCUUUUGCUUCUUUAAAGCUGAUGAUACACGAGGGAACUUUUUGAGCAACGAUGUUGGCCAACAGUCCUGAGCAUUGUUGUUGUGGCACUUUCCCAUUGAUAUCGGACAACAUUUUUAUUUUUAUUUUUAUUUUUUUCUGGAGAUCUUUAAUCGUCAGUGGGCAAAUUUUCAUGAUCAUCCAAUCAGGACACAUGGAACCAGUUGCGUAGUUGCCCAGCAACAUUGCUCAAAAAAUGUUGUCACGCGUAUCACCUUAAGGCUUGUCCUGUUUACAUACAGACAGACAUGUGAGCUAGAACUUGUAGUAUGCAAACUGUAUUAGUUAGAAAAGGAAAUAAACAAAAAUGCAUGUAAUGAAUUUGAAUCACAUUUAAUUGGCGGCAACACCUUUUGCAAUGCAAAGUCAAUAAACACAUACCAACUCAAUGAAAGAAAGUCAUGAGUAUGUUGCCCCAAUACCUCCAACAUGAAACAAUAGACAUUAUUGGUAAAAACUAAUUUGAAUUAGGAUCAUUACUAAGGCCACACUCUCGACACUGUGCAAGUGUGACUACCGACAGUAUGUGAUUUCUUAAAAUAUUUCUUCAUUUCAAAAAAAUAAAAUAUUCCAUCAUGUUGUGGAUUUGCUUAAUUCUAUUUCCCGUUCAGUUUCCCUUUUGUGUUUUCGUAUUGUCUUUUUUUCUUAAAUCUUUAAAUGGACGCAGAUACUGUAACUGUAAUAGAUAUACUUUUUUUUGUACAAUAUAAUAUUCUCAGUUCAUCAAGAAAUAACUAUGAAAUAACUUAAUUCUUCAAGUUUAAAAUUAGUUAAAAAUUAAAUUAGAUGUGUACCUUUAAAAUGUACCAUUCCCCAGAAAUAGCAGCUGAGGACAGAUAAUGAGAGGUAAGUAUUGCAACAUCUUUUUCCACCGCACAGCGUUUUCUACAUGACCUAUAGAUCCAUGAUGUGUCCUAUUGUGUCAUUACAUACAAUCCCAUCUCAUUCAGUACAUUGAUUUACACAAUACACAGAUGCAUCCCCCUCGGGACAACACAGCUGUUAUUGAUUGGCGGCUUCACAAGCAUCUAUCCAGUCACUGUACACAUCUACUGCCU